This is a messenger RNA of Triticum urartu, 793 nucleotides long. RefSeq lists its product as uncharacterized. The record is from RefSeq and is a predicted model, not a curated record. Lineage: Eukaryota; Viridiplantae; Streptophyta; Magnoliopsida; Poales; Poaceae.
GUCCGGUCGACACCCACCCACCAGACGAAUAAUAAUAAAGCAAAAACACCGCACCGAAGGCGAACGGCACCCAAGCCUCCGACCUCACCUCCGAUCCACCACCAACACGGCUCGAGCUCUUGGCGGAGGAGGAGGUGUCGGCAGCUUCGUCGUCGCGGUCGCCAGGCAGACGCAGGCGCGGGAAGAGAGGCGGAGAUGAGACGGCCGCUCGGCGCAUGCGGCAGCAGAUCCAGCCCGGCCGCUGCUUUCCUCCUGGCCGCCGCCGCGAUCUGCGCCCAGUUCGCCACAGGACUAGCUGAUGAUGCAUCUAAAGAUGAGUCAAAAAGUCACACUGGCCAAACAGUUUUGUUUGUCCUGCUAGGAAUUGGUGCAGCCGGUCUGUUGUCAUUCUUCCUUUUCAAGUAUUGGCAGAAGAAGAAAAGAGAGGAGCAACAUGCACGGCUGCUGAAGUUAUUUGAAGAGGAUGAUGACAUUGAGGUCGAGCUUGGCCUUAGAGAUUGAUAAUCUUCUCUGUACAGCAAAAGUAUCUUGGCUGACAAGGUUUUGCUGGCAGAUCAUCACAUCAUCUUUGUGUUAAUGUAAAGAAUUUGUUGUAUUUAAACUCAGACAGCCUACCGAGGAAGGUCUACUGUACCUUAGUUUUAUAUAUGGUGAAUAUCUUGACAUUCACGAUCCAUGAAAAUAGCUCUACAAAGUGUCAAGGUUUUCGAAAACAUUCUUUUGUUGCAAAACAGAUUCUGAUAUAUAUACACCUCUCUAGUAAAAGGCAUAACCCAGCCAGUGAUUUCUUCUA